This is a messenger RNA of Dicrocoelium dendriticum, 668 nucleotides long. The record is from the annotation of a GenBank genome assembly. NCBI's taxonomy places the organism in Eukaryota, Metazoa, Platyhelminthes, Trematoda, Plagiorchiida, Dicrocoeliidae.
CGGUUCUCUGCCGUGUAUAGUAGUGCAUGCCUUUGUCAUGUCUGGCUUUGCGUGCCACGGCAACAGUGAUUGCGACCCUCUCACUUGGGCGGUCAACCAGCUUCAGAUUGAGUCACAUCCGAUGCAGCCUCAAGCGUUAUACAUAUAGUGUAUCAGUCACACCUUAUGGAGAGCUUAUCACAUGUCUGAUCUGCAAAGUGACCUGCUGUGGGCGUAUUCCAUACUCACAACAUUUGCAAGGCGCACUGCACCGUAAGCGAUCUAAUCACCAAGAACCUACUUCCUGCUCCAUAUGCGACAAACAUUUCUGCUCAUCAGACGAAUUGAAUUUACAUUUAUCUGGUAUAAAACACCGUAAAAAGGCUUUACUUGCCUCUUCAACUGCCACUGUAAAUGAGACGGCUAGCGGUACCUUCAAGUGCAUUCCGUGUAACUUAGAAUGUUCAUCACAACUUCAACUGUCGGAUCAUCUGAAGGGACGAAAACACCUAAAGUGCAUCAAGUUUAAAUCGGCCGAUUGGAACUGUGAUGUACUAUUGCCCUCCGCUCUGACGAAUACGCAUUCGACGUCAGAAGAUUGUACAGCGUCAGUAGGUCAGAAGGGACGGCCUUUUGCGACGAACACUUCUAAAUCACUCUGCAGCAAAAGCGAAUAUCUGUUUGAACGC